AACCUUGCCCGGUGGCCAGCUAUAAUUCGGAGGCCACCGUUUUGUAAAUAUUUUUUCAAUCAUUGGCAAGAUCGCCUUCUUUCCGAAAAUUCCUCCAGUCUCCCCCCUCACCUUUCUAUCCCCCAGUCCUACCAACUGAGAAGUGAGAACUGAGAAGUGAGAAUACCAAUCGAGAACCGAGAUGAAUUGACGGAGGAAGAGGAGGUUUCGGUCGGCGUCGUCGUCAAAUUUUAUGUCCAUUUUCCUCGAUAACUGGUUGCUGUCGCGUGCUCACCGUGUGUACUGUCCAAUAGCUGGCAGCACGGCACGCAGCUUCGGCGCAGGCCACCUGUUCGACGAAAUGUCCAUCUGGCGAAGCACGAAGAGGCAAAGCAUGGAAACGGCUGUGGCCGGCCACGAGGACCGCAUCAGCACCCUCCCGGACGAGCUCCUCCAGUACAUGAUGUCGUUCCUGCUCUCACGCGACGCCGUGCGAACUUGCGUGCUUGCCAAGCGUUGGCGCGCGCUCUGGAAGUCCGUGCCCGCCCUGCGCAUCGGUGACAUUGAAAGCUACCACAGCGUACAUAGCUUUAGUAGGUUUGUUGACGAGCUGCUACGCCUCCGCGAUCCAGCACCUAUGCAUGAAUGUGAGAUCCGUUCCAACUACAUGCAGAACAAUGAUGAGGUAUUCCAAAGCAUGCUGUUGUCGAUCCAGUAUGCUCUGUCCUGUCAAGUCCAGGUGCUACGUGUUUCUUUUCGGUCUCAUGCAGAAAACAUGACCUUCGUCUCCUCGCACCUGAAGAGCUUAAAGCUUUGUCAUAUUUGGUUUUGGGAUUGCUCUAUAGAUUUUUCAAGAUGUCAGGUGCUAGAGGAGCUAGAGAUGGAAAAUUGUGGCAUCUUCGAGAAUAUCUUCUCCCCAUCCUUACGGCAUCUUAACAUCAAUGGUGGAUGUACUCAGUCGGGAUCCUGCACUCGUAUUUCUACCCCACAUCUCAUUGGCUUGAAACUAGGCGACUUUUGGGGUUUGACUCCUUUGCUUGAUAGAAUGCCAUCACUGGUAACAGCAUCUAUUACACUUGGAAAGGAUUGCAGGGAUCUUUGUUACAUUUACUGUGGUGGUAAUCCAAAAUGUACGGGAUGCAAUGGUCACCCUGGUAACAGCAACUGUUCUGUGGUUCUUGAAGGUUUAUCCGGCGCUACAAAUUUGGAGUUGACAGCAUCUCAUCCUAAUGUGUUUAUGUUCAGAAAUGAUUUGAAAUGGUGCCCUAUGUUUAGCAAGCUAAAAACAUUGUUUCUCAGUGACUGGUGUGUGGUUGAUGACUUCAUUGGAUUAGUUAGCUUUCUCCAACACUCUCCAAUCCUAGAGACGCUUACACUUGAUCUUCAUUUUGGAUACCCUGAGCAUGUGAUGGAAACAGAUGAAAGAUGUAACCAAAAGGAACAACCCUUGCUGUUGAAGCAUCUCAAGGUAGUCAAAAUCAUAUGCCAAGUGAAGGAAGAUGCAAGGUUCCACCGUAUUUUAAAGAUCCUCCGUAUCCAUGGUGUACUGUCUAAGCAAAUUAACAUCCGUAUCCAUGGUGUACUGUCUAAGCAAAUUAACAUCCAAUAGAACUUUUCUGCCUCCACAAUGUUGCACCUUAAAGGGUGCCAUCGAGUCAUUGAUGCUAUUAUCCUCACUGAUUUGCUGGGGCCACAAUUAACUACAGCUGUGACAUGUGCUUGGUAACUACAGCAAGGUGCCUAUGGUGACAACAGAGAAAGGGCAUGUAACAUAGCUUAGCUCUGCAACCAAAAGUACGAAAUAGGAACUUAAUGCUUGGCCCAUGCCUAAUGAGGCAUCACUGAAGCUAGGAAGACUUUAGUCCUCAUGCUGGGACAGUUUUAACUGAGUCGCUCUUUGGUUGUUCGAAGGUCAGGUAAAUGGUCAGAAUGCUACUGAGACGUCUGCCUAUCAAAAUUAAGUUAAAACUUAAUGCUCGGUUUCAUGUUAAUAUCGCAUCCUCCUGCAUUUUGGUUCCCUCUCGCUAAUCCUCAAACGUGCCAUCCCACUUCUUCUAGUCUGGACUUUCAUGUGCUGCCUCACCGUGCUUUUGCUG
Brachypodium distachyon (stiff brome) is the source of this 2075-nucleotide messenger RNA. RefSeq names its product F-box/LRR-repeat protein At3g59190. Bases 233 to 1588 code for a protein of 451 amino acids. Gene Ontology annotation, molecular function: protein binding. Lineage: Eukaryota; Viridiplantae; Streptophyta; Magnoliopsida; Poales; Poaceae. The record is from RefSeq and is a predicted model, not a curated record. The transcript is spliced from 4 exons.